This is a messenger RNA of Phytophthora infestans T30-4, 858 nucleotides long. Its product is annotated as acetyl-CoA carboxylase, putative. The record is from RefSeq and is a predicted model, not a curated record. Lineage: Eukaryota; Oomycota; Peronosporomycetes; Peronosporales; Peronosporaceae. The transcript has 3 exons. Gene Ontology annotation, biological process: fatty acid biosynthetic process. Bases 1 to 858 code for a protein of 285 amino acids. Gene Ontology annotation, molecular function: ATP binding; acetyl-CoA carboxylase activity.
AUGGCGUUGUACCCGAACAUCUACACGAUCCCUGGCCGUCUGAACUACAACGAGGACAAGGUCGUGCGCCAAAUGGAGGCCCCGAUCGCCUACAAGCUGGUCCUGUGUCGUAUGCAGAACUACAGUGUGACGCCGUUGGCACCGGAGGUCAUGAAUGUGCGGUUGUAUCGGACCAAGGUGGAGGAGGCUGACUCGCACAGCGUGACCACCCGCUUACAGCGCAUUUUCAUGCAUGCAGUGGUGCGUCAGCUUGACCAGGAUGGCAGUGGCUCGCGCUCGCAGUACGACGUGUACCCGUGCCCUGAGCGCUCACCUAUGGAUGCGCUGAUCGCUUUGGACGUUAGCCUGGCCAAACCGCUCGUGAAGCAGUCAUCUCUGCUGACCAAGAGCAGCCACGUGUUCCUGAACAUCCUGCCUCAGGCAAUCGUUGACCCCCAGUACCUGGAGGGGGUGGCUCGCAUUCUGGCGUACCGUUACGCCGAGCGCCUAGAGAAGUUGGGCGUGUCGACGGUGGAGCUCAAGAUCAUUGAGCGUUUCAACAGCGAGGCCCCGGUAAUCUCUGUGCGUCUCGUUGUCGAGAACCCAACUGGCAACGUGGUGCGCACCCACGGCGAUAUUGACGGCAUGCCUGUCACGACGCCGUACCCGGUCGUCUCCCCCUUCGACAAGAAGCGUCAGGUGCCUAAGGCGAUGUUCAGCACGAUGUACGUGUACGACUUCCUGGAGCACAUCGAGCACAAUCUGCUGCGCCAGUGGUCUGAUUCUGGACGCGACGGGCAAGGACAUCACGGAGACCACGCGCCCUCGUGGCCACAACGACAUCGGUAUGGUGGCGUGACUGCUGACAGGGGCAGAUGA